GCAGAAGCCAUUUCCUCAUCAACUGACCAGAGUCAAGAAAGAGAAAUGAAAAGCCCUGACAGCUUCUUUUCUAAGGUCCGCCGGAUCCUAUGACCAGGUCGUCACUGCUGCCCAGCCCUGGGACUGGGACAUUCUGGCUCCAGCUCAACCACCCAAGACCUGAAAUUGUGUCUGAAGAAACCCAAGCUGUGGGACAAAAGGUGGCUUGUGGUAACGAGAGCACAACAGGACCCACAGGAAGCCACCCAGCUGCUCAGUGCCUUCAGCCGAAGCCUUCCUCUGAAGUUCUGCUUGAGCGAAGGACAGCGGGAUCCGACAGGGACAUGAUGCUGCCCGUGACCCACAUGCUAGCCUUCAGUGCUUGGCUGGUGGCACAGAGCAAGGCUACACCAAGUGCCCCCACAGUCUCCAUCUUCCUGAAGCCGCCUGGGGUGAUCCCACCGGGAGGCUCCACCACCAUCUGCUGCAGUUGCCAGUGCGACAAUGGGAAAUUCGUGCUGUACAGGAAAGGCAACCCGCACCUGGAGCUGCGUGGCAGCAGGGCCGAGUUCCCCAUCUCUAAUGCCACCACCGAGGACGCAGGUGCCUACAGCUGCCAUUACAUGGAUGGAGACACCGUGCUGGCUCGCAGUGAAAUCCUGGAUGUCAUGGUGCAAGAGUUCAGUCUCCCCACACCCGUCCUCUCUGUCCUGCCUGGGCAGGAGGUGGCUGCAGGAGCUUACGUCAUUUUCCGUUGCACCAUCGCACACUCCAGUGCCAGCUGUUUCCUGUACCUGGAGGGCCAGGUCAAAACUCCUGAACUCCUCUAUAAGGAUCGAGAUGAUUUCAAUCUCUCCCAUGUGCAUAAAGGCAAUGGGGGCCGCUACAGCUGCCAGUGUUUCACCAAGGGUUCUUUGCUCAAAUGGUCUGCUGUCAGCAACGCCCUGGAUUUGGUGGUGAGAGAUUACACCUGGAACAACGCGGUGCGCCUGGCGCUGGGGGCCGCGCUCCUGCUCCUGCUGGGGCUGUUCGUGGCUGACGCCGUGCGCGGCCCCGCUGGGCCGGGGCGCGGCUCCGCGCGGCCGCUGCGGGACCGAGGGCCCAGCGCGCUCCGCGGCGAGCGGGACCGGUAAGGGAACGCCGGGACUGCCCCGGUUCUGCGCAUGCGGGGGCGCGAGCGGGGCCCUGCGGAAUGGGCGGGGCUCGGGCCUGGGGGCGGGGCUCGGGGCUCAGCCGCCCGCCCCUGCCCCGCCCCGCCCCGCCCCGCCCCGCCCGUCUGUCCGUCCGCUCCCGUUCCCGCCAGAGCCCAGGGGCGGCAGCAGGGCUGAAGAACGAGGCUCCAGCUGCAGACUUCCAUUGCUCACAUUCGUUUAUUAUUUUAAAACACGGACGAAAUACAUCACACCAUCAUCUAUAUAUAUAAAUUUACUUUUAUACAGAUAUAAAUUUAUAUAUAUAGGACCUUUAAACCUCUGUAUACUCAGGACACAAAGUUCCAGAACAGCUUCACUGGCUACAACAAAAGUAUUUUUGUUAUGAAAACACAUAGAAGAGGUGUGAAUAUCAAAAAUGCAGAAAAAGGAAAUUAAAAACGAGUGCAAAAUGAA
Tyto alba (common barn owl) is the source of this 1586-nucleotide messenger RNA. Its product is annotated as immunoglobulin superfamily member 1. The transcript has 5 exons. The coding region runs from base 90 to 1112 and encodes 340 amino acids. Lineage: Eukaryota; Metazoa; Chordata; Aves; Strigiformes; Tytonidae. The record is from RefSeq and is a predicted model, not a curated record.